UUAAGCUCUAAAAAUGAAUUUGCAGAAUGUUUUAUUGGUUUAAAAUGAAUAGUUGUGAACGAGCCUGCCGCUUAGAAACCAUCGACGCUACACUACAGAAAAACGACGUAGAUUUCAUUGUAUGUUUUAAAUCAUAGAUAAAAUCAGGAGAACUUUCUGAAAUAAUCGUCAAAAUGACGGUCGACGGAGAAAGAGCAGAAUCAGUUGCAUCUAACCAAAGCGGAAAACGAUCAGGGAAGAAACGACUAAAUAUCGUCAUCCAAUGUGCUGCAAGCGGUGAUACAAGUCGGCUGCUUGAGUGCUUUGCUAAUGAAGAGGACCCCUACCACGACCGGGUAGAGAGCCAGCUGAACUCCGCUGACGAGGAGGGGCGAUCGCCUGUUGAGAUCGCGGUCACGGAAAACCAAAUAGAAAUGCUGAAAUUGUUGCAAGAAAAGGGAUCUGGUUUGGACACGAGAAACUCAAUGUCGGCCAGGACCCCACUAGAUAUGGCAUGUAUUUUGGGAAGGAAUGAAGCAUUAAAAGCAUUGCUAGCAGGAGGAGCAGAUGCCAACAAUUCAACGAAAAGAGGUUACACUGCUAUCCACCAUGCAGCAGCUUGGGGGAGGAUGGACUGCCUGAAGACUCUGGUCAAAUAUGGAGCCAGUCUAACUAUCAAGACCAAGCAUGGGGAGAGGGCAAGGGAUACCGCCCUCAGAUACAAACAUGAAGAUUGUUCCUUUUUCUUGGACUGGUCAGAAGCAAGACGAGGUCUGGUCUCAAUUCUUCAAGAAACCAAGGAGACCAUUGAAGACCCCCAGAAACUCCAGGGCAGAUUAGCCAAAGAUGAGAAAAUGACUGGACUGAAUGUAUGUGGAGAGAAGCAAGAAUGGUUGGAUUCUAACCCGAAUGCUUCCAUUGAAGACUUUCAUAAACAAGAAGAAGACCUGAGGACAUCUCUGGAAGCCAUCCUCGUCAAGUUAUCAGAACCUCCACCCGAGAAACCUCAUAGACGGUGAGAAGGCAGGAAAGAUGGUAAACCAACAUGGAUUUCAACAUGUGGGGAAUCAAGAGUGUAUUCAUAUACAGCAUGUAUUUCACCAUUCUGAAAGAUUUUGUGUUAAUUUGCCAUGAGAGGAAGAAAAGGGGAAAUUGAAAUCUGGAUAAAUAAAUCCCCCCUCCCCCUCCCCCCCCCCCCCCC
This is a messenger RNA of Strongylocentrotus purpuratus (purple sea urchin), 1180 nucleotides long. Its product is annotated as ankyrin repeat domain-containing protein 45. Gene Ontology annotation, molecular function: protein binding. Bases 174 to 998 code for a protein of 274 amino acids. The record is from RefSeq and is a predicted model, not a curated record. The transcript is spliced from 5 exons. Lineage: Eukaryota; Metazoa; Echinodermata; Echinoidea; Camarodonta; Strongylocentrotidae.